Messenger RNA from Tribolium madens (black flour beetle), 2225 nucleotides. RefSeq names its product kinesin-like protein subito (gene sub). The record is from RefSeq and is a predicted model, not a curated record. Gene Ontology annotation, molecular function: microtubule binding; ATP hydrolysis activity; microtubule motor activity. Gene Ontology annotation, biological process: microtubule-based movement. Bases 139 to 2136 code for a protein of 665 amino acids. The transcript is spliced from 4 exons. Gene Ontology annotation, cellular component: kinesin complex; microtubule; nucleus. Lineage: Eukaryota; Metazoa; Arthropoda; Insecta; Coleoptera; Tenebrionidae.
UUAUAAAUUUGAAAAGUGGUAAUGGUAACGGUGUUGUAUGCGUGUAAUUGUGUGCCUUUUUCCCGUUUACGUCUGUUAGUAGUGUGAUUUGAAAUUUUUUUGUUUGACAAAAUUUUUUUUGUUCACACUACUAACAGAAUGGAGGAAUACGACAGUCUGGUAUUGAGGGAAGCUUCCUUUUUGAGGGCUCGAGACCCAAGCAUCUUGGCUUUCAAUCGACCUUUAAUUCCGGGCCCCAGGACGAAUUUAGAUAAGGAAUUCGGUGAAGAAACUUCUCAAGGCGACGACCAGGUAAAAACUCCAGGAAAUAUUCGCGUAUUUUUGCGUUUAAAAGACGGCCAUGAUCUUCAGGACUUGUACCAAAUUGAUGGGAACGUCCUCACUUCAAAGGUCCCUCCCGGCUCGAAUUUCCUGAGGAACAUUAAAGAAGAAAACUCGUUGAAUAAAAUGUACACAUUUACAAGAAUAUUUGACCCCCAAACAACCCAAAGAGAUGUCUUCAAUUGUGUUGUGAAACCUAAAAUUUUUGGUUUUAUAAAUGGCAAAAACUCGACCCUUUUUACGUAUGGCGCUUCAGGCUCUGGAAAGACUUUUACUGUAACUGGCACACAGGAAAAACCAGGGAUAGUUCCACGGUCUUUGGACUAUCUCUUCCGCAGUUUGCCCCGAUUGCCCAGUAAUCCUCCUGCAAAGCCAACACCUGCAGGAACUGUAAAACCAUUAAGUGAGUCCGAGUCUAAGAAGGAAAAAUUGCUCUGCAAACAUCUUCUUGAUUCGUCUUUAGGGUCGGGAGAUCGGACCCAACAAGUUGUGAUGACCUACCGGGCAAUGCAGCAAAGACUCAGUAAUGAACCCGUUGCUUUACUGGAAGGCCUCGACGAACUGUCAUCGAUCACCAUUUGGAUUUCUUACGCUGAAAUAUAUAACGAACAAAUCUACGAUUUGCUGGAACCAAAGCCGUCCCAAGACAAACAGCGAACCAGAUUGCAUCUUGGGAUGUCCAACGGUAAAGCUUACAUCAAAAACUUGAGCAGCGUUAAUGUAACAUCGCCAGAAGAAGCUUACCAAAUCCUCCAAUACGGCAUAAAUAACCUAAACUACGCUUCGACUCAAGUAAACAAACAUUCUAGUCGCUCUCACUCGAUUUUAACGAUAAAAUUAGUGCAAAUAUCGCGAACAGAUGGCAGUUGUUUCGUCAAUUGUUUCAAUUUUUGCGAUCUUGCUGGUUCUGAACGCAGCAAGAAAACAUUGAAUGUAGGAGAUCGACUUAAAGAAUCAAACAACAUCAAUACCUCGUUGUUAGUUUUGGGUCGAUGUAUUUCAGCGGUGCGAAACUCCCAGAAAGCAAAUGAUAACAAGUUGGUGCCUUUUAGAGAAUCGAAGUUGACUCAAUUGUUUCAAAAUGCUCUUUCUGGAUUUGAAGAUAUCGCGAUGAUCGUGACUAUAAACCCAUCGCGAGAAAUGUUCGACGAGUCACAACACGUGCUUAAGUUUUCGGCCCUCGCUAGCGAUAUAAGAGUCGUCGAACGUAGACCAGAAGGAGGGACAACAAAGAAUAAUAAAAAUCCGCCAGCCGAGAGCUUAAGUGGAGAUUAUAGCACCGAAGAACUCUACAACAUGAUUUUAUCGUUGCAAACGGAACUAGAAAUUCAAAAGAAUGAAUACGAAACGAACCUGAAAAUUGAAAGGCAGUAUUUGAUUGAUGGCUACGAUGAAAUCCUUCAAGAUCAGAAAAACAAUGCCGAGCAGCAAGUCAAAACUGCUGAAGAAACUGUUAGAAGGCGUUACGAAGAGAAAUUGAAGAAUUUACAGGCGCAUUAUGAGGAAAAAAUAAAAAAGUUGGAAAGCCAGAUUGUUAUUGAAUUAAGUUCAUCUUCAGACGAGGAACUUUCAUUUGAAGAUAAGAAAUUAACGAGCAGUGCGCCGGAGACAACUGUGAGUGAAUCUGCCAACUUUGAAAGCUAUAGGGUAGUUGAGGAACUCCGAACUGAAAACACUAAAUUAAAAGAAAGAAUAAAAGAACUGGAGAGUGAACUCGAAAAGUAUAGACAGCAGGGCGUUCGGACGCCAAUUGAGGAAUUUCAAAUGUCGUCGGACACUUAUAAUGACGUUUUAAAUCUAUGGAGUCCUAUUUGAAGUUUUUACAAAUUAAUUUUAUUGUUUCAUAUUUUAUAGUUGUGCCAUUGUUUGUUAGGGUACUAAUUAAAAUAUAUAUUUUUAUCUUA